AGGAAAAAUUAAAAAAUAAAUAAAAAAGGAACAAAAAUUAACAAAUAAAAAUGUCACAAAUCGAUUACACCGCGCAUAAUUUUACAUGCUAUACUGUGCAUGAGUGUUCCAGUGAUGAUGAUCUUAGAAAUGUUGUCGAACUCAUAGAUACCGAAUCGAAUACUCUUAGCCAAUACUCUUUGGACUCGGCGGCCUCAACAAGUUCAUCAAUAGAUAUAAACAUUUUGCGUAAACAGCAAAACUUACAACGAAAAUAUCACAAAAAAGUAUUUAAAAGCAGUAUGUCUCCAACCAAAAGAGUAUCGAUGCCAAUCAUACCACAUGACAACGAUUUAUUACCACAACAGGAUGCUUAUCAUUUUGUUAAUAGCCCAGAAACUCCGCUACAAAUAGGAUAUUUUGUGCCUUUAGCGCCUAACUGCUUCUUUAGUCCACCACUGCAGAGAAGGCGUUUUAGAGAAAAAGAAAACGAUCGGAAUCGCCGCGCUGUUAGUUACGGCGAGACAUCACCAAAUUCAACAACACUCCCACGUGCAGCACCUAGGCGUGUUUCCUUAAUGAAAGAACCUCCACCACCACCACCAAAGCCUAUACUUUCACAACAAUCUUCCAUAAAAUCUGCUUCUACUGCAUCUCCUAUACCUAGUAAAUAUCCACAAUCGGAAUAUAAUCUCAUACAGAAGAUCGAUUCUAAUAGCACUUUAACAGCGCCAUCACAGUACCAAACACAAAACUUCUAUGCAAACACAAGUACCAUUUCAUCAACGAGCAAUAAUUACUCUUCUUUAUUGUGUCAUGCCAGCUCCACUUCGAGUCCAUUGGCAACACGGAAAAGGGAGAAACUUUUACAUCGUUUCAGUGAUGCUGCGACAUUGGGUAGAAAACUUAAGAAGAAGAAGAAUACAAAUAGAACUUGCCGUUCUAUGACAGAAGCCAUUGAAAUGCUUGCUGAUCCUGUGAUCGAGGAUGAAUUUUUUGGUGAUCGUACAACAUGGGAAUAUCACACAGUUUCUGUAACGCGUGUGCCGGGUUAUGGUUUUGGUAUUGCCGUUUCUGGAGGUCGUGAUAAUCCUCAUUUCGCUAAUGGUGAUCCAUCAAUUGCAGUCAGUGACGUUCUGAAAGGCGGGCCAGCUGAAGAUCGUUUGCAAGUUAAUGAUCGCAUAAUUUCAGUUAAUGGUGUUUCAUUGGAAAACGUUGAAUACGCAACAGCAGUUCAGGUUCUACGGGACAGUGGCAAUACGGUGACGCUUGUAGUAAAACGUAGAGUACCAUUAAAUUCCACAGCGCAACAUCAACACUCACACAGUAUGAGCUCAGUGGGAUUAACCACAAAUGGCAAUAUAUUGCCAAACCAAACAGUCGGUAUUAGCAACAUCAGUCAGCCGAAUUCAUUGAAUUCAUCAAUGGUGCAGAACGCAGCAGGACAACCUAUCAAAGUAACACUAUCCAAAGGCAGUAAGAAAGAUGACUAUGGCAUUGUGCUCGGCUGUCGUCUUUUUAUCAAGGAGAUCUCUACAAAAGCGCGUGAUCAAUUGAUAGCCAAUGGCUAUUCACUCCAUGAAGGUGAUGUUAUAACUCGAAUACAUAACACCAAUUGCGGUGAUACAAUGAGUUUGAAAGAGGCGAAGAAAAUUAUUGAUGGCUGUAAGGAACGUUUGAAUUUAGUUGUAUUACGCGAUAUAACAAAUCAAACGGCCACAACAGUGAACAAUCAAUUAAAUAACUCAAAUACACAAUCGAAUUUAUAUGCCAGUCAUCAGGCGCAAAUAUCCAAUUGUAGCAAUAAUUUGGAUGAUCCAUACUUAGGCGGCGGAGCUAGUUAUUCAUCACAAAAUUUGUAUGUGCAGCCGCCAACGCGCUCAUCUAUAAAUGGUCCCGGUAAUGGUUUGAAUGAUGAAAAAAGUAAUUUAACACCUAGAGGACGUUCACGUGGUCCUAUAAUGGAUGGUGUCUCGCUAUCACAACUUGAUCGUCCAGUAACACCACCCAAUGGACAAAGUUCACGUUCUCGUAUCGAUGAGCCACCACGACCACCACCACCACGUGGCAGUAGCAAUAGUAAUGGCAAUGAAGAUUUUUAUAGUUCACGUCGGCAACUGUAUGAAGAUGAAGCACUGUCACGUCCCAGACAAUCAGCUGAACCACGUUUCAUAUCAUUCCAAAAAGAAGGUAGUGUUGGUAUACGACUGACCGGUGGUAAUGAAGCAGGUAUAUUUGUUACGGCUGUACAACCAGGUUCGCCAGCUUCAUUGCAAGGCCUUACACCUGGCGAUAAGAUACUCAAAGUGAAUGAUAUGGAUAUGCAUGGUGUAACACGAGAAGAAGCAGUGCUUUUCCUGCUCAGCUUACAGGAUCGUAUUGAUCUAAUUGUACAAUACUGUAAGGACGAAUAUGAUGAGGUGGUGACGAAUCAACGUGGUGAUUCUUUUCAUAUUAAAACACACUUUCACUGCGAUAAUCCUUCUAAAGGUGAAAUGGCUUUCAAAGCCGGUGAUGUUUUUCGUGUUAUUGAUACCCUACACAAUGGUGUAGUUGGUUCAUGGCAAGUGCUGAAAAUUGGACGCGGACAUCAGGAAAUGCAACGUGGCGUUAUACCGAAUAAAUCACGCGCUGAAGAAUUGGCAACAGCACAAUUUAAUGCGACCAAAAAAGAAAUGAAUGCCAAUGAAUCAAGAGGCAACUUCUUUAGAAGAAGACGUUCCACACACCGUCGUUCGAAGAGCUUAUCGCGUGAAAAUUGGGAUGAUGUUGUUUUUUCAGACUCAAUUUCCAAGUUUCCUGCUUACGAACGCGUUGUUUUACGUCAUCCAGGUUUUGUACGGCCAGUGGUACUAUUUGGUCCGAUCUCUGAUUUGGCACGUGAAAAACUUGCCAAAGACUUUCAAGACAAAUUUACUGCACCAUUAUCAGACGAUGAUAAGUCGAACUCAAAAUGUCGAAUUGUACGUCUUUCUAACAUACGCGAUAUAAUGGAUCGUGGUAAACACGCUUUACUAGAUAUAACACCGAAUGCUGUGGAUCGUCUCAAUUACGCUCAAUUUUAUCCGAUUGUUAUAUUCUUGAAAACUGACAGCAAGCAUGUAAUCAAGCAAUUGCGACAUGGCAUACCGAAAUCAGCACAUAAAAGUUCGAAAAAGCUGUUGGAACAGUGCCAGAAGUUGGAACGUGUUUGGUCACAUAUAUUUAGCACACAAAUUGUGCUUAGCGACGAAGAAUCCUGGUACAGAAAAUUGCGUGAUGCUGUGGAUUUACAACAAAGCGGCGCUGUUUGGAUGUCCGAAUCAAAGCCCGUUGAAUCCUUAUCCGAUGAUUUCCUAUUCCCAAUGACCACAUCCCGUUUAUCGUAUGCAUCAAGUCCUGAAUCUGAUUUGGAAUUAAGUCCUGGGCCAUCAGCAUCAUUGUCACUAGGCAAUUUACCACAAUUGGUUAAAUCGAGCUCAGAUCCAUCGAUUGCAACUAAUCAGGAUAACUUGGAUAGGGAUAGAGACAUAAUUGGUGAAGGAUUACCACCUCCAUAUACGAUUCCGUAUGAACAUUCCGCUAAUCCACCACCAAAUCGACGCCAAACAAUAGACUCUAGUAAAUAUGCUGGCUACAUACCACCAGGCACAAAUAUGUUAGGUGGUUCGUCUGAUCCGUCGACACCCUCUACACGCCCACAAUCACUUUAUGGUAUAAAUGCACCUGAUUUGCCACCACGCAUAGAUCGCCAAUCAAAACCCGGACCUGGUGAAAUGCAACCACCUUCUCGUACAAAUAGUUCUGGUGGAACUUUAGGACGUUCAGCGCAAGAACGCUUAUUUGGAAAACCCAUUGUUAAUGAUGAUGUACAAGCUGAAUAUAUAUCACGCAAUGCUUUAGCAACAGAUUCAAUAGAUCGCCAACAACAUGCUUCGUUGGAGCGGCAAGCACGCUUGAAUGCUGCUACAAUGGGUAGCUCAACUGGUUUACCUGGUAGUAAAGGCUCAAUGCCUAAUAGUUCCCAGCAGAAUGGUUCCAGUUAUGAUAGCGUAUCAAGUUAUGAUUCGUACAACACAUCUCAGCUAACGAUGCAAAAUUUGGGCAGACUUGGGCCAAAUGCUCCCGACGAUCUCAAGUCAGUACCAAAUGCAAAUGGCCGUCCUUUACCACCUGCUGGUAUGAACUCACAGGCACCGGAAUAUGCACGUAGCACACAUGAUCACCGUAACUUUGUAGGUGCGAAUGACUUAAAUCGGCAAAGCAGUCCUGGUAGACCACAAUAUCAUGAUAUAAACUCGGCGAGGAAUAUAGAUCCACGAAAUGGACCACCUCAACGCCCUUCAAAUUUGGGUCUCGAAGGCAGCCCCCGUAAGCCAUUAAUGGAAACAAAAACUGAUUAUGGAAAGUACAGUCGAAACAAUUCUGCCUCUCAAGCUGAUUACAGUAAAUUGCCGAAGAAUCCACAAAUGGUUGUGCCACCACCAAAUAUCAAUGGUAGCAACAACAAUGCUGCAACAAAUGGUAACAACGGUGGACCCUUCAAACCAGUGCCGCCACCAAAACCCAAAAAUUAUCGACCACCAAUACAAGGUGGUAGUGGUGCUGGCAAUGGCAAUGCAAAUUGGGAAAAUGGCGAACCUGGCUCACCACGUUCACCCAACGGCUUUUAUUAUCCACCUACACCAUCACAUCAUCAUUACUCACAACAAACACCUGGUUCACCACAUCAUGGUCCUAAUAAUAACAUACAACCCACCUAUGGCACCAACAGCAAUUAUAGUCAACAACCACAAUAUCCACCUACAAAUGGCUACAAUGGCAGUAAUCACCACUAUAAUGGCGGCAGCGGCACUGGUCCAUAUAUUGCACCACAUCGUGGCAUGCCACCACCUAUUGGUAAUCUUCCACCACAUACGCCAGAACGGCAUGCUCUGGACUUAGCAGGCAGUCGUGAACAACGGGGCUCAGCAUUCGAACUAUAUCGUAAACCACAAAUCGGUACAGCAGGGCACCAUCAUAACAUGAGCGAAAUGGAGCCAUACGAACAAAGAUAUGAUGAAUAUUAUUCAAUGCCACCACCACCGCCUCCAGGUCAUCCUUCACAAAUGCGUUCACGUUCUGCACAGCGUUAUCAUAAUGAACGUUUACAAGAAUCCAAUUAUUACAAUUAUCCACCAGCACAAUCUGCAUCACAUCACCAAAUAUCCGAACAGUAUUAUAAUGAAAAUGGUGUAGCGCCACCACCCUUGCCACCACAUAAAAUAAAGAAAAAAUCCAUGCUUAAAAGUCCAUUGACUGCAAUUAAAAACGCUUUAAUAAAAUCUACUCGUCCACUCAGACGUAUGAACAGUAUGGUUGAGCCGGAACGUAAACCAAAAUCCAGUCUUAGACGUCAACAGUCAAUGUUGGAGCGCGGUAUGCAACGUCCAUACUACCCCGAUGAAUAUCCAACAUAUCCAGCUGGUUUUGAAGAUCGUUAUUAUGGUGCAUCAAGAAGUGGAAGUGUGCCGACACAAAAUAUGCUAACACGUGAACAGUAUUAUAGAGAUCAACAACAGUAUGGACGUCAUUACCAACAGGAACUGAUGAAUAGUACGUAUCAGAAUUUAGAAACCGAAGAUAUUUAUGGAAACCUGGGCACUGUGCCGCGCAUGCACAAAGCAUCACAUACAGAUUAUAAUGGCUAUGAGCAUGAUGACUUAUACGCUAACAGAGCACUAAUAGAUUUAGAACGACGACAAGCUGAAGCAGUGGCAGCAGCGAAUAGAGGUGGUCGUAAAAUUGUAAGAAGGCACAGCACCACUACUGCUGAUCGUUCCGUUGGUAGAAGACAAAUGACACCAAUCAGCAGUGGCUUAGAAUAUGAACAGACUGAUAUGUAUCAAAACAAGCAACAUUCAUAUAUGCUGGAUGCACAGCGUAGAGCACCAAAUUCAGAGGUAAUGUCAAGACGUCGUUUUUAUCCAGGUGCUGCAAAUGAACAAGGUGAUAUAAAUGAACCACUAUAUCAAUCUCGUCGAGAAAUGCAACGUGAAAUGCAAAGAAGUCAUUUGUAUCAAUCGAAAAAAGAAAUGCAGGAACGCAUAAGUCAGGGUAAAAGAGAAAUGGAACGGGAAUUUAGUCCACAUAGUAGCAGCCAAUCUGAAAAAUCAGAUCGUGAUUCAAUCUAUCAAAGUAGACGGGAAGCCAGUCAAGUGGCGUUAAAGAAUCGUGCGCAAUUACGCGAACAAAUUUAUCAAACUCGUCGAGAGGCUUUAGAAAGUAUGGCAGAGCCAAUUUAUGUCUCCAAACGUGAUACCGGCAGACCAGAACCCAUUUAUGAAUCCAAAGAGGAAAGUAUAUUGCAGUCACGUGAAAAUGAAACCGAUGAGAAAAAAGAGGAAAAAACUGAAAUAACGGUGGUAGAGAUAAAUCAGGACGAUGAGAGUCUUAGUCGUUCGGAUUUACAAAAAUCUACAGACACUGUUAUAGAAAAUACUGUCAUACAAGCUAAUGAGUCUACAAUAAGAACAGAGAGUAAAGCGCCAUUGGUGCAAAGUGAAAUUGAUGAUGAUGAUGAUAUUGAAAAUGAAAACUCUAGUGCUGCUGAUAUACAAACGACGUGUAUUGAAAAUCAAUUAAAUCAUGGCAUGCUGCAAGAUACCAAUGAAACAAAUGAUUUAUCUGACGAAGUUUUCGAAACUAAAGUGGAAUCCGAACCAUCAUCAAAUAUAGUACAAGGGCCGCCAGUUGAACCAUUGGAACCACCUAAACCAACAUUACCCUCAACGCCACGUUCAAUGCGUGCACCAUUUCACAUUUCUAAUAUAUUGAAACGCACCGGCCCUCCUCCGCCACCAACGACAACAACAAUCGGCGAUAGUUGUACAUCUAUUGAAACACAAUAUACAUCACAAGGUAGUCUACCCGUUGGACCGCCAAAUGCUACCAGUACACCAUACACUAGUAAUAUGUCCUUGCCAGUCGCAGGACCAGUACCAACAUCAGCACCAGUAGCUGCUAGUUUGCCGGGUAUGGGACAAUUUCCUGCUGUACCUAGAGACCCUACAACGACACGUGGAAUCUUUGAUUUAAAAGGCGGUACUUUAGCGGACAAUGUGUGGAAUGUUUCACUACAAAUACCGCCAGGCGCGAUCCCUGCUGGCGUGCGACAAGAAAUUUACUUUACUGUCAGUGACCCACGCAUGGGCGAAGCUGUUGGUGGACCCCCACUGGAUAUGGAAAAUGGUGAAACAAUGCUCUCACCACUUGUUAUGUGCGGUCCACAAGGUCUUGAAUUUUUAGUACCCGUAACACUCAAUAUACCACAUUGUGCUGGACGUACCGCUUCCCUAGGAUUAGCACUCAAAGCGACCGAUAGUGAAAAAAAUUUACAUACCGAAUGGGAUAAUAUCGAUCUACCAAGCAAUGCGGCGGCUCAUACAGUAUCGGUGAAAGUAGAUCACUUCUAAUUUAAUUAUAUACCUAGUAAUAAUAUUAUAAUAAAUGUAUCUAUUAUUAUUAGUAUAUAUAUAUUAAAGUGUACAUAUAUUUUUUAUAUUAUAUAUGUAUUAAAAUGGUUGAUCAUUUAGCAUACAGUUUAGCAUUUACAUUUCUAACUAAUAAGUCUAGAUCGAUCAAUAAUGUAGCAUCAUUGAAUACUUGAAUAUUAUGAUAAAUAUAUAUAUAGUAUCAUUUAAAAUACCUAUACAUAUUAUAUUAUAUAUAUGUAUUUUAUUUUAUUCCAAAUAAACCAAUUACUAAAGCUUGAUUCGUAUAUUUGUGCCUUUAAAUAUACUAAAAUUGUUCUGCUCUAGCUCCUACGAUCUUCAGUGCUGAAACACAAAUAACGAACGAAAUCUUUAACGAAAAUUACCAUAUAUACAAUAAAAUAUACAAAUAAUAAUAUUAAUAUUAAAACUUAUGUA
Messenger RNA from Teleopsis dalmanni, 7868 nucleotides. RefSeq names its product tight junction protein ZO-1 (gene pyd). Gene Ontology annotation, molecular function: cell adhesion molecule binding. Gene Ontology annotation, biological process: cell-cell junction organization; cell-cell adhesion; protein localization to cell-cell junction. The transcript has 14 exons. NCBI's taxonomy places the organism in Eukaryota, Metazoa, Arthropoda, Insecta, Diptera, Diopsidae. Bases 51 to 7412 code for a protein of 2453 amino acids. Gene Ontology annotation, cellular component: plasma membrane; bicellular tight junction. The record is from RefSeq and is a predicted model, not a curated record.